Molecule: messenger RNA, 1557 nt
Organism: Rhizophagus irregularis DAOM 181602=DAOM 197198
Lineage: Eukaryota; Fungi; Glomeromycota; Glomeromycetes; Glomerales; Glomeraceae
Biological process (GO): protein N-linked glycosylation
Cellular component (GO): endoplasmic reticulum membrane
Molecular function (GO): alpha-1,6-mannosyltransferase activity
Source: RefSeq, a predicted model, not a curated record
AUGGAUAAAUAUGAUAUAUUGUUGAGUUGUUUGGUAGCAAUGCACAUUUUUCUAUGUCCUUUUACUAAAGUAGAAGAGAGUUUUAACCUCCAAGCGACUCAUGAUAUUUUGGAAUAUGGAAUAAGUUUAGAAGCCUUAAAAAAGUAUGACCACUUUGAAUUUCCUGGAGUUGUUCCACGUACUUUUGUUGGACCAUUAGUAUUAAGUGGAGUGAGCUUACCAUUUAUUAAAAUUAUGAACUUUAUAAUUCCUAACUUAAACAAAUUUAUUUCUCAAUAUGUUGUACGGCUUGUUCUUGGAUUAUUUAAUAUAUACUCACUCUCUCGCCUUCGAUCAUCGAUAGAAAUGUCAUUUGGUCGUCGUAUUUCAAAAGCUUUUGGUAUACUUAGUGCGUGCCAAUUUCAUACUAUUUUCUGGGCAAGCAGAACUUUACCCAAUAUGUUUGCGUUUACAUUAAUUAUUCUUGCAUUUUCAUAUUGGAUUUCUGCGAUUACCUCUUCCGAUUCAAAUAAGAAAUUACUAUCAAUGAUUCGAUAUAUGACAUUUACUAUAAUAAUUUUUAGAUUUGAAGUAGCUUUAUUACUUGUUCCGAUUACGGUGUUGGAAUUGUGGUUAGGAAAUUUGAAGCUUCUCGAUGCUCUUAAAACUGGAAUUUUUACCAGUCUGUGGAGUUUAGGUCUGUCUUUAUCGGUUGAUUCCUAUUUUUGGCAAGAGAGAUGGAUGUGGCCUGAAGGUUACGUAUAUUAUUUUAAUAUCGUACUUGGAAAAAGUAGUGAAUGGGGUGUUUUGCCCUUUCACGCAUAUUUCACUUCCUUCCUUCCACGGCUUCUUUUAAUAUCUUUACCAUUAAGCGUAUUUUCCGCAUUUGUUGAUAAGCGUACUCUUAAGUUCUUACUCCUUAUGCUUUUUUUUGUAACUGGAUUUUCUUUCCUUGGACAUAAGGAAUGGCGGUUUAUCGUUUAUGUUGUGCCUAUCUUUAACAUGUGUGCAGCUAUCGGAUGGAUUUGGGUAGAACGAAAAGGUUCAAAAUUCGUAUUUAUUUUGAUAAACUGGAUUAUUAUACUUUUGUUGAUUAUGAGCUUUUUAGCAAGUAUAUCGAUGACACUUGUCUCUAGUGAAAAUUAUCCCGGUGGCGUUGCCUUACAAAAACUUCACAAGAUUCAAAAUGAUUAUAAUAAUGCAAAAGUCCAUCUUGAUGCUUAUACAGCAAUGACCGGUGCAUCAAGAUUUGGUCAGAUUCGUAAUGACUGGGUAUAUUCCAAAAACGAAUCCCAUUUAUCACCAUCUGACUAUAUAGAUUAUACAUAUCUGCUGACCAGUACACCUCAAGAUCAUGAAUCUUAUUUUAAGGUUAUUUAUACAGUAGAUGGUUAUGAGAGAUUAAAGUUGAAAAUGCCAAAAGUACUCGUUCAUAAUUGGCUGGAAUUUGUUGGAAUUGUUUUUUUACGUUACGAUAAAAAUGCGGUUUUAUGGAAAUCUUGGCUUCCAGUACAUAUUAUUACUGAGCCAAAAAUCUGGAUUAUGAGAAGAAAUUCUAAAACCCUUGAAUCUUUCUAA